Molecule: messenger RNA, 753 nt
Organism: Vanderwaltozyma polyspora DSM 70294
Lineage: Eukaryota; Fungi; Ascomycota; Saccharomycetes; Saccharomycetales; Saccharomycetaceae
Gene: PRM4
Product: pheromone-regulated protein PRM4
Exons: 1
Coding region: 1-753 (250 amino acids)
Source: RefSeq, a predicted model, not a curated record
AUGGGAUUAAAGAAAAUUACAAAACAAUCAACUACUCCAAGAGGUUCCAAAAUCUUAUCUACUACAUUACUGCUUCUAUGUGUAUUUGGUCUGCUCAUAUUUACUUUCACUGAGGACUCUUCCUCAUAUGAUUAUGGCAAAAAGGGCAUGAACGAUUUAGCUUCUGAUCUAUUUGAAGAUAAUGAAAAUACCAAACUUACAAAUAAUAAGGUACCAAGCAAUAUGAAGGAAGAAAUUGAAUUGAAUUCCUUAAGAGUAGAAGAACAAAUCUCAACUAUCAGAGGAGAACUAAGUAACAUAGCACCAACCCAUAUUAAUACAAACAUUCGUGCCCCAACUAUCACCCCAGGUCUAGGUCUAAAUUUUGACGCUGAAAGAAAUUUCAAAGAAAUCAUCAAUACUUCGCCAGUAGUUAUAUUUAUUAAAUCUUCAGAUCCAGCUUCUCAUUACUUAAAGAAUUUACUCUUGAGAGAAUAUGAAGUUUCACCAGAAAUGGCAGUAGUCGACUUAGACAGACAUGUCCAAGGUCAAUUACUUCAAAAGUACAUUAAAGCAUACCAGUUAACCAGCGGUGAAAAUGGUAAUCCACCGGAAGUUCCAUAUUUAUUCAUCAAUGGUGUUUCAGUAAUUAACAAUGGCAUUGAAAAAGAUAUCAAACAAGCACAAACCAAAGGCAUUCUUCUAGAUAAAUUAAAGUCAUUUGCUAGUGAUAAUGUUAUGAUUCAAAAGAAAGAUAUGCCUUCAAAUUCAUGA